Molecule: messenger RNA, 1671 nt
Organism: Miscanthus lutarioriparius
Lineage: Eukaryota; Viridiplantae; Streptophyta; Magnoliopsida; Poales; Poaceae
Source: the annotation of a GenBank genome assembly
AUGGAGGGCGCCCAAACCUUGCUGAGCAACGCCGGGCAGCUGCUGAGUUCAGAGUACCAGCAGCUCAGUGGCGUCGGCGGCCAAGCUGUUGAGCUGCGGGACGAGCUAGACGCCAUCAAUGCUCUCCUCAUCAUGCAGUCCGAGGCAGAGGAUCUGGCCGUGGACCGCUUCCUGCAGGUGUGCAUGAGGCAGCUGGGCGAGGUUGCCUACGACGCGGAGGACUGCAUCGACCUUUACACCCUGCGCAUCAGGUCCCGGCCCACCGACGGCGUGCGCGCCUGGCUGGGACGCCUGCUCGGGACGCUCCCGUCUCGCCGCCGCCUCGCCUGUGAGAUCAGAGCCCUUCGCGCCCGCACCCUCGCCAUCAGCGAGCGCCAGGUGCGGUUCGGCGUCAACCGUGACGCGCUGCGCCGCUCCCCUCCUCUGCUACCCGCCCCCAUGACAGUGUCCGCUCCAGCUAACGACGCCGACCGCCGCCACCGACUGGUCGGCAUCGCGGAGCUGGCUGAUAAACUGGCUGCACGGCUGAAGGCGCCGGUUGGCGACGAGGGUGAAUGCAAGGCCGUUUUCUCCAUCGUGGGGUUCGGCGGCCUUGGCAAGACGACGCUGGCCAUGGAGGUGUGCCGGCGGCUAGAAGCGGAGUUCCCGUGGCAGGGGAUGGUGUCCGUGUCUCAGGCGUUCGAGCCGAGCAGGGACCUCAAGGUGUUGCUCACGAACCUUCUUCGGCAGGUCGUGAAGCCCGAAACAGCUGACGACAGGGGCAUCAAGGAAGAGGCUGCCCUGGGUGCAAUCGACGACCUGGAUGACAACGGGCUAGCCAAAAGACUCGAGGAGCUUCUCGUGGACAAAAGGUACCUCAUAGUGAUUGACGAUGUUUGGAGUGUGCGAGCAUGGGAGGCAAUCCAAUCCAAGCUACCGGAGAACAACAAGGGCAGUAGAAUCAUCUUGACCACUCGGAUAGAUACAGUGGCCAAUGCAUGCAGUCCUGCUAGUUUUAGUGGCAUUUGCAUUCAUAAAAUGCAACCGCUCAAGCAUGAAGAGUCCAAGAAGUUGUUCCUCAGCAGAGUGUUUGGCUCCACGGAUGCCUCCUACCCCAAGGAGUUUGAAGGUGUAAUGGCCGACAUCUUGAAAAAAUGCGGUGGCCUGCCAUUGGCCAUUAUCAGCAUUGCUAGUGUUUUGGUAGGGUACAAAUCACCAGGAGGCAAAGAUAAGUGGGAUAGAGUCUGCAAAUCACUUGGUUCUCAAAUGGAGAUCCACCCUACCCUUGAGGGGAUGAAGCAUAUAGUCACACUUAGCUACAAUCACCUCCCACAUGAGCUCAAGGGUUGCAUGAUGUACUUUAGCAUUUUUCCAGAGGACUAUGUGAUCAGAAAGGGCCAACUAUUGAACAGAUGGAUGGCUGAAGGAUUGGUUCAUCAAAAGCGGGGGUUGACUAUGUGGGAGGUCGCAGAGUCUUACUUGGACGAACUCUUGAGUAGGAACAUGAUUGAAGAAGCAGGGCAUUCGGGUGGUUAUGCCUGGAUGGAGCAAACAUACAGGGUGCGUGACAUGCUUCUUGAGGUCAUGGUGUCCAAGUCCUUGGAAGCUAACUUUCUUAGCCUGCAUGGAGGGCAGUAUAAGGGGAUGUUGUAUGACAAGAUCCGUCUCCUCUCCAUCCAUGCUGACGUAUAA